AUGGGCUUCACCUCCAAGGCCGAGUCUAACGAGACCACUAGUGGUUUUAUCUUCUACAGGCGGUGGGUGAGAGUUGAGACCGAGUCUGGGGAUAUCUCUUCCAGCUUCUAUGUCAAGGCUUCGUCUGAGGGCGAGGGAGUUUAUUCUCUGCUGUGGAAUGCCACCGAUGAUGAUACUGCUAUUCCGAUUUCACUGCGCUUGGUCAAGCCUUAUAACUCGUGA
This is a messenger RNA of Penicillium subrubescens, 222 nucleotides long. RefSeq lists its product as uncharacterized. The record is from RefSeq and is a predicted model, not a curated record. Bases 1 to 222 code for a protein of 73 amino acids. The transcript has a single exon. Lineage: Eukaryota; Fungi; Ascomycota; Eurotiomycetes; Eurotiales; Aspergillaceae.